UUUCACCGUUUCUAUUAUUUUUUUUCUUCUUCUUCUUUUUAACAUCACUUAUGUCAGACACUUUGUUAAAACGAUCUCCUCCUGAUGACUUUGACUGGCCAGCUACUAUCUUUCUUUAUGUUAUCUUGAUUAUGUUGGGUAUUGGCAUGUGUUUCUGUCUUCAGAGAGCAAAUAGGCUGAUACCCAAUCGAUUUAGUUUCCCUUUAGUGGAAAGAAGAAGAGGUCCCUUUGAUUUAGGAACAGAAGAAGAAGGCUUAUUAAGUCAUUACAGUGAUGCAGAAGAGGAUGCUGAAAUUAUCGAUAAUCAGAAUGCACUAGGCAUUACAAGAUACAGUGAUAAUCAAGAAGAUGACGAUGCUGACCAUCAACCAAAAUAAAACCAUUCAUGCAUCCUCCCUGAUAAAGUCCGCGCACGCUUCUUCUUUUACUUCUUCGGUCAUCUAAAAGCGAAUUUUAGCAGUACUCUUUUUUUUUUUUAAUGUGGCUUACUAGUUGUUAUUUUUUUUUAUAUUUCUUUUCUUACUUUGUAAAAGAAACUUCUUUUUUUUCUUCUUCUUCUUUUGUUGGACGCUUAUUCAUUUUUAGUGGCCAUUUUAUUUAAAACUGAAAAGAGAAAACGAACUACUUCAAGACUUGGCAGAGUCUUCAACAAAGAAACUAAAAAGUAAGAAGAAGAACAAGAAGAAGAAG
Molecule: messenger RNA, 690 nt
Organism: Gilbertella persicaria
Lineage: Eukaryota; Fungi; Mucoromycota; Mucoromycetes; Mucorales; Choanephoraceae
Exons: 4
Coding region: 51-377 (108 amino acids)
Source: RefSeq, a predicted model, not a curated record